UCCUGCACUUAUUUUGAAGUGCAACUUCCGGUCGUGAGUCCCAGCGACUUUCUCCACCGCAGGUCGUCCGUCAACAAACUGAAGAAACGGAGGACAGCAUUCAGGUGAAUUGUCCUCAACACCUGGAUGACAUGAGUCUGGAUUCAAGGUGAUUAUAGAGUUGGGAACAGGUGCUUUAACAACAGUGAUGGAGGAGCCGUUAGCAGGCAGUUCCUGCUCGUCUGAUCCGGACAGUCCUGGAGGUCUGAACCGAGGCUGCCUCCUCGACCCGGCUGAAGUCCUCUACCAUGAUCUCUCCAUCAUCGUCCCAGAAACACCCAGCCCUGAGCUUGGCAAACGGAGGAGACGCGGUCGCAUAACAGAGGAACAUUUCAGUCCUGUGGCCGUUGGCGGAUCUCCAGGAGGACCUGAACUCUCACAUAAAUCCAAACGCAGACGCCUCGCUGCAGCGAUGGGAGAGCAGAGCGUCGGCUUUGUUCCGGCUUCAUCUCUCAGGACGUUUUCUCUGGACAGCUGGCUGGAGGCCCCGCUGUCCACCGCGUGCUCCUCCUCCUCUUCCUCCUCCUCCUCCUACCUCACACCAAUAUCAGAGGAGGAAGUGGAGGUGGCUUCUACUGUGGCGGGCUCCACAGUAGAAGCCAGUCCUGCUUGUCUCAGCCGGAGGAUGACGCCAGCGAGGGCUUCAGCAUCAUCACCACCGUCCACCUCCGAGUCUCUGUCCUUCCUCACUGCAGAGGAGAGGAGAUGGCUGAAUGGCGAGCAAGGAAACACCUCGACAGCAGCACCGGAGGAGAUCGUCAUCAGUGACGAUGAGGAGGCUGUGGUUCGCUCGGUUCAGGAGGAGGAAGACCAGGCGUUGGCUCGAAGCCUGCAGGCCGUGUUUGACCGAGAGGAGUCACACCAGUACCACCACCAUCUUCAUCAGCUUCACCACCAUCAUCUUCAUCAGCAGAGCCACCACGGGUACUACCCGUAUAUGGAGCCCGGCUGGAUGCCUCAUUUACUGGCUGCUGUCUCUCCGCUGGUCAACUUUGAAGACGAUCUGAUUGGUCAACACAGGAGACGUGGGCGGGGCAGACGGAGGAACACCCAGUCUGAGCUUUCAGAAGACCAUCAGGGGAACGACUACGAGGCUCUUCUGGCGUUCGAGGAGCGUCAAGGAUCCGUCGUGUCCAAAAAGAUGAGUCGGAGGGAAAUCCAGAGGUUUCCCACCAAAACCUUCAAGUCUGCCAACAGCUGCGAAAACACUCAGUGUCAGAUCUGUUUCUGUGACUACACUGAUGGCGAGAAGCUGAGGAUGUUGCCCUGUUUCCAUGACUACCACGUCCAGUGUAUCGACCGAUGGUUAAAGGAUAACACCACCUGUCCCAUCUGCAGAGCUAACCUGGCUGACGGCGCCGCCCUCGCCCCCCAGCCCCUCUGACCUCUGACCUUAGCGCCUCCUCCGGGCCGAGGCGGCGUCUCUACUGUGUUCUACUGUGAGCUGACAGCUUUGUUUUAGUCUUACUGUAGUUUGAUGGAGGACAACUCGUCUUUUUUAUACUUUUAUUUAAUUGUUUUUCCGUCAUCCGUUACAGGAACAAAACAAUAAACCUUUAAAGCUGC
Molecule: messenger RNA, 1605 nt
Organism: Sebastes umbrosus (honeycomb rockfish)
Lineage: Eukaryota; Metazoa; Chordata; Actinopteri; Perciformes; Sebastidae
Exons: 11
Coding region: 188-1423 (411 amino acids)
Cellular component (GO): nucleoplasm; cytoplasm
Molecular function (GO): zinc ion binding
Source: RefSeq, a predicted model, not a curated record